Messenger RNA from Morone saxatilis (striped sea-bass), 2310 nucleotides. It is a transcript of the gene adra2c, whose product is annotated as adrenoceptor alpha 2C. Gene Ontology annotation, molecular function: alpha2-adrenergic receptor activity. Lineage: Eukaryota; Metazoa; Chordata; Actinopteri; Moronidae. Gene Ontology annotation, cellular component: membrane. The record is from RefSeq and is a predicted model, not a curated record. The transcript has a single exon. Bases 62 to 1414 code for a protein of 450 amino acids. Gene Ontology annotation, biological process: adenylate cyclase-activating adrenergic receptor signaling pathway; regulation of vasoconstriction; platelet activation.
AUUAUUUAGGUGCAUUUUCAUUUUUUAAAAGUCUUGACUAUAAAAAAAGACUCCAAGAAGAAUGGAUUUCUUUAAUAGCUCCAGUCUAGAGGUCGGGAUAAAGGCAGAUAAUAUCUCCUCUAAUUCCACCUCUCAGAGCCAGUACACGCAGCUCGCUAUCUGGGGUCUGGCCGGACUUGUCAGCUUUCUGAUUUUGUUUACAGUAGUCGGGAACGUCUUGGUUGUUAUCGCUGUUUUAACGAGCAGAGCUCUGAAACCACCCCAGAACCUUUUUCUUGUCUCCCUAGCCAGUGCAGACGUACUGGUGGCCACGCUUGUCAUGCCUUUUUCUCUGGCAAAUGAACUCAUGGGCUACUGGUUUUUUGGCAAAAUAUGGUGUGACAUCUACCUGGCCCUGGACGUUUUAUUCUGCACCUCUUCUAUUGUUCACCUGUGCGCUAUCAGUUUGGACAGGUACUGGUCAGUGACACAGGCGGUAGAGUAUAACUUAAAGAGAACACCUAAAAGAGUUAAAGGGAUGAUUGUGGUGGUAUGGCUGAUCUCAGCUGUUAUCUCCUUCCCACCGCUGAUAUCAAUGGACAGGAGCAGCAAUGAGGCCAGUCCCCAGUGUAUCCUGAAUGAUGAGACCUGGUACAUCCUCUACUCCAGUAUUGGCUCAUUCUUUGCCCCCUGUGUCAUCAUGAUCCUGGUCUAUAUUCGGAUCUACCAAGUGGCAAAGACGAGGACCAGAACAAUGUCAGAGAAGAAGAGGGACAUGGACUCGCCGAUGGAGAAUGGGAUGGACCAAGUCGAACCAGGCAAAGGAGGGUCAUUAAAGUCCAACAGGGGUGGGAGCAUGAAAGACCAGGAACGUGAGAAUGGGCACUGCCAAGAGCAGGCGGUUCGAUCCCCCCUACCGAACGAGCCGAAACAUCCACCGACAGACCACGACGACGACUUCGAAGACAGCAGCUCGUCAGACGAGAAACCUAAAAAAAGUUCCAGUUCCUCCAAACAUCAUCACGACGACAGAAAAGAUAGGAAGUCCAGUCGGAAAAGUAGCUCCGCCUCUAAAUACUCCAGCAGGAAGUCGCGGGCCAGCUCCAAGUCUAUGGAGCUGUUCUCAUCUCGACGCAAACGCAGGAGCACCGUCAAUCGGAAGAAAGUCUCUGCUGCUCGGGAGAAGCGGUUCACCUUCGUCCUCGCCGUUGUCAUGGGCGUUUUCGUCGUCUGCUGGUUCCCAUUCUUCUUUUCCUACAGCCUGUACGGAAUCUGCCGGGAGCCGUGCCAGAUCCCUGAGACGCUUUUCAAGUUCUUUUUCUGGAUUGGCUACUGUAACAGCUCUCUAAACCCGGUCAUCUACACCAUCUUCAAUCAGGACUUCCGCAGAGCCUUCCAGAAGAUCCUUUGUAAGUCAUGGAAACGUUCUUUCUGAAUGCUCCCUGCAUGGAUAGGCUGUAAUAGACAUUUUACCUUGCAGACACAAAUUUGAAGUGUUCUGAGCUGUAGGUUAAAGUGCUGGCCUGGGAGGCUUUCACAAAUUUACUUUCAGGGAUUGGACUAGAAAUGAAAGGAUGCUAAAGGGAUCAAAGGAUUGAACUAAGGUGUAGAAAGGGGGUUUAAGAUACAAGAGUAAGCUGAUUGAGGAGGAUUUCAUUCAGCUCCAUCCAGGCUGCUUUUGGACCCUGAUGUGGGCUUCGGCUCAUUCCCCCUCCUCACUUGACUUCUUCUCCCUUCAUUUAAAUACAAUAAACUUACUUAACACAGUUACUGUGAUGCAUGCACGCCACAGUGGCUGAACUUGCAUGAACUGCACAGGAGGCGAAGGGUUUUCAGAGACACUUGAUUUACAAUGUGACCUCAUUCACUGAAUAUAAUGCGAAGGCCUUGACAAUCUCCACACAAGCGUUGUUUGUGACAUUAGACAGUGUUAGCUAUCUUCUCUCUCUGUCUCUUGCUACGUUUCUUUCUCUACCUUCUUAUUACGUCACACUCUCAACAUGAGGACCAAUGGGACGAAGGGGCUCCUUGCUUACUGUUUCAGAAGCAAAACCGUUUCACUAAAAACAAAACAACAAAAAAAAGACUCAUCCAUAAAAACUACAAAGUCCCAUUUCUGCUUCAGUGUUCUGUGUGUGUCCAAACUGGGAACUGCAGUGGAAACUUUCUAUCAGGAUGUGUGUUUUUUUGUGUGAUCUUGUACAUGUGGCUUGGACUCGGUCUGGGUACGGUGCGUCUCUCCUAGGCAAGUGUUUGUACCCUGUGAGAAAUAUGUGGAAUACAUCAGUACUGCUGGGCCAGAUAGGCGCCCAAUGAUGCUUUCACUGUGUG